This is a messenger RNA of Fragaria vesca subsp. vesca, 1299 nucleotides long. Its product is annotated as probable pectinesterase 53-like. NCBI's taxonomy places the organism in Eukaryota, Viridiplantae, Streptophyta, Magnoliopsida, Rosales, Rosaceae. The transcript is spliced from 5 exons. The coding region runs from base 95 to 1240 and encodes 381 amino acids. Gene Ontology annotation, molecular function: pectinesterase activity. The record is from RefSeq and is a predicted model, not a curated record. Gene Ontology annotation, biological process: cell wall modification.
CACAGAGUUAGAGCGAGUCAUUUUCUAUUAUAUAGCCUGGAAUUCCCAAACUAAUAACAUACUCUUGUUCUCAUUCUCUAUUCUCUUUCUUAAUAUGCCAACAUUAUUCCAAAGCAUUUUCUAUGUUUCUCUUCUUCUUGUCCUAAGCUCAACACAGACGUUAUGUCACACCAAGGGAAUUCGGCCGGGAAACUCCGCCGGAAAAGUACACCUGAGUCAGAACAUGACCCGAGUCCAAUUCUCGGAGCAACAAUUCAUGAAGUGGGUUAAGUUUGUGGGGAGCCUCAAACACUCGGUAUAUAAGAACGCGAAGAACAAGCUCUUCCCUUCUUACACACUCAAUGUGGAUAAGAAUCCUUCCCGGGGAGACUUCACUUCAAUUCAGGACGCCAUUGAUUCUCUUCCGUUCAUCAAUCUCGUCAGAGUCGUGAUCAAGGUCCAUGCAGGUGUCUACAAGGAAAAGGUAAAUAUACCGCCAUUGAAAUCGUUUAUAACCAUAGAAGGAGCUGGGGCGGAGAAGACAAUAGUUCAAUGGGGAGACACAGCUCAAACACCUUCAGGUCCGAAAAAACAACCGAUGGGGACGUUUAAUUCUGCAACUUUUGCUGUGAAUUCACCUUAUUUCAUUGCAAGAAACAUUACUUUCAAGAACACUACACCGGUGCCGGCUCCGGGAGCAAUAGGAAAGCAAGCGGUGGCGUUUCGGAUAUCAGCAGAUACAGCAGCCUUCUUAGGGUGUAGGUUUUUGGGAGCACAGGACACAUUGUAUGACCAUGUGGGAAGGCAUUAUUACAAAGACUGUUACAUUGAAGGUUCUGUGGAUUUCAUCUUCGGAAAUGGUCUCUCCCUCUUUGAGGGAUGUCACGUGCAUGCAAUAGCAACAAACACAGGGGCAUUAACGGCUCAAGGGAGGAGCAGCUUGCUGGAGGAGACGGGCUUCUCCUUCGUCAACUGUAAGGUCACGGGUUCAGGAGCUCUCUAUCUUGGAAGGGCUUGGGGACCCUUCUCUAGGGUUGUCUUUGCCUACACUUAUAUGGACAACAUUAUCAUGCCCAAAGGCUGGUACAACUGGGGUGACCCUAAUCGUGAAAUGACUGUGUUUUAUGGGCAAUACAAGUGCACUGGACCUGGUGCUCAGUAUGCAGGGAGGGUAUCGUGGUCUAGGGAACUCACUGAUGAGGAAGCAAAGCCUUUUAUCUCCCUUACCUUCAUAGAUGGGUCUGAGUGGCUCAAAUUCUGAUUUUCAUCGAUCUACUAAUAUAUACAUGAUUGUUAUCUUUGUGAAAGGCCGUUUUUACU